CGCCUGGGGGGAGCUGCUGACCUGCCCCGCGAGCCCGUGUCCUACACGCACCGCCGCCAUGGCUACGAAGGACCCCACGGCUGUGGAGAGAGCCAACCUGUUGAACAUGGCUAAGCUCAGUAUCAAAGCGCUCAUUGAAUCUGCCCUGAGCUCUGGCCGCACGCUGGACUCCGACUAUCCCCCGCUGCAGCAGUUCUUCGUGGUAAUGGAACACUGUCUGAAACAUGGCCUUAAAGUGAGAAAAUCAUUUUUGAGUUAUAACAAAACUAUCUGGGGCCCUCUGGAACUGGUGGAGAAGCUGUACCCAGAAGCCGAGGAGAUUGGAGCGAGUGUCCGGGAUUUGCCUGGCCUUAAGACUCCCCUGGGUCGCGCUAGAGCGUGGCUCCGGUUAGCCCUGAUGCAGAAGAAAAUGGCCGAUUACCUGCGUUGCUUGAUUAUCCAGAGGGAGCUCCUAAGCGAGUUCUAUGAGUACCACGCGCUCAUGAUGGAGGAGGAAGGAGCUGUGAUUGUUGGGCUGCUGGUCGGCCUGAACGUGAUCGACGCCAAUCUGUGUGUGAAGGGGGAGGACCUAGACUCGCAGGUUGGAGUGAUUGACUUCUCAAUGUAUUUAAAGAAUGAAGAAGAGAUCGGAAACAAAGAAAGGAAUGUUCAAAUUGCUGCCAUCUUAGACCAAAAGAAUUAUGUUGAAGAACUAAAUAGACAACUCAACAGCACAGUCAGCAGCCUCCAUUCAAGAGUGGACUCGCUGGAAAAGUCAAACACGAAGCUGAUAGAAGAGCUAGCAAUAGCAAAGAAUAACAUCAUUAAGCUCCAAGAGGAAAACCAUCAGUUACGUAGCGAGAACGAGCUGAUCUUAACGAGAACCCGGCAGCACCUGGAGGUUACCAAAGUGGAUGUGGAAACUGAGCUUCAAACAUACAAGCAUUCCCGGCAAGGUCUGGACGAGAUGUAUAACGACGCCAGGAGGCAGCUCCGAGACGAGUCACAGCUGCGCCAGGAUGCGGAGAAUGAGCUGUCCGUACAGGUUGGCAUGAAGCAUGAGAUUGAGCUUGCCAUGAAGUUGCUGGAGAAGGACAUCCAUGAGAAACAGGACACUCUCAUAGGCCUUCGGCAGCAGCUGGAGGAGGUCAAAGCCAUCAACAUUGAGAUGUAUCAAAAGCUGCAGGGCUCCGAAGAUGGCUUGAAAGAAAAAAAUGAAAUAAUUGCCCGACUAGAAGAAAAGACCAAUAAAAUCACCACGGCCAUGAGGCAGCUGGAGCAAAGAUUGCAGCAAGCAGAGAAGGCACAAAUGGAAGCUGAGGACAAGGAUGAGAAAUAUGCCCAAGAGUGUCUGAGCAAAUCCGACAGUCUGCAGAGACAGAUCUCGCAGAAGGAGCAGCAGCUGGUGCAGCUGGAGACAGACUUGAAGAUUGAGAAGGAAUGGAGGCAGACUUUGCAAGAAGAUCUUCAAAAGGAGAAAGAUGCCCUGUCUCAUCUUAGACAUGAGACCCAGCAAAUCAUUAGUCUUAAAAAAGAGUUUCUUAACCUCCAAGAUGAAAAUCAGCAAUUGAAAAAAAUAUAUCACGAGCAAGAACAAGCUCUGCAAGAACUUGGCAGCAAACUCUGCGAAUCCAAACUUAAAAUAGAUGACAUCAAAGAAGCCAACAAAGCAUUCCAGGGACUGGUCUGGCUGAAAGACAAAGAUGCAACACACUGUAAGCUUUGUGAGAAGGAAUUUUCACUCUCCAAAAGAAAGCACCACUGUAGAAACUGUGGGGAAAUUUUCUGUAAUGCCUGCUCUGACAACGAGCUGCCUUUGCCUUCUUCACCAAAGCCAGUGCGUGUCUGUGAUUCCUGCCAUGCAAUGCUCAUUCAGAGAUGCUCCUCUAACGUGCCGUGACACGGGAAUUCAAUUCU
This is a messenger RNA of Acomys russatus (golden spiny mouse), 1896 nucleotides long. RefSeq names its product RUN and FYVE domain containing 2 (gene Rufy2). The transcript is spliced from 18 exons. Lineage: Eukaryota; Metazoa; Chordata; Mammalia; Rodentia; Muridae. Gene Ontology annotation, molecular function: metal ion binding. Gene Ontology annotation, cellular component: cytoplasm. The record is from RefSeq and is a predicted model, not a curated record. The coding region runs from base 59 to 1879 and encodes 606 amino acids.